Molecule: messenger RNA, 2118 nt
Organism: Morchella importuna
Lineage: Eukaryota; Fungi; Ascomycota; Pezizomycetes; Pezizales; Morchellaceae
Exons: 5
Coding region: 1-2118 (705 amino acids)
Biological process (GO): protein folding
Cellular component (GO): nucleus; cytosol
Molecular function (GO): ATP-dependent protein folding chaperone; ATP binding
Source: RefSeq, a predicted model, not a curated record
AUGUCGGUAGUUGGUGUUGAUCUCGGUGCUCAGAACACCGUCAUUGCUGUCGCCAGGAACAGAGGUGUCGAUGUGAUCACCAAUGAAGUCUCGAAUCGUGCUACACCGUCUAUGGUCGGUUUCGGACCUAAGAGUAGAUGUCUCGGAGAGCCAGCAAAGACCCAGGAAAUCUCCAAUUUGAAAAACACUGUCGGUAUGCUCAAGCGUCUCGCCGGACGAAGAUUUGGAGAGCCAGAGCUGGAGAUCGAAAGCCAGUUCAUCUCUGCCGAGCUCGUUGAGGCGAGAGGCGGUGAGGUCGGUGCCCGAGUCAACUAUCUCGGCCAGGACGAGGUCUUCACAGGUACUCAGUUGAUUGCCAUGUUUUUGUCAAAGGUCAAACAGACCGCAUCGGCGGAACUUAAGCUUCCUGUGUCCGACGUCGUUCUUAGUGUUCCUCCAUGGUUCACUGAUGCCCAGCGCCGUUCUAUCAUGGAUGCUUCCGAGAUUGCUGGACUGAAGCUCCUCCGUCUGAUGAAUGACACAACUGCAACUGCUCUUGGUUAUGGUAUCACAAAGACCGAUCUUCCUCCCCCAGAGGAGAAGCCCCGCCGUGUUUGCUUCGUCGAUAUUGGUCACAGUAACUACACAGCCUCUAUUGUUGCCUUCAAGAAGGGUGAGUUGACCGUCUUGUCAACUGCCUAUGACAGACAUUUUGGUGGCCGUGAUUUCGACAAGGCCCUUAUCGAGCAUUUCGGCAUUGAGUUCAAGGAAAAAAACAAGAUUGACAUCCAGGCCAACCCUAAGGCUUACUUCCGUCUUGCUGCCGGUGUUGAGAAAUUGAAAAAGAUCCUUUCUGCAAACGCCCAGGCACCAUUGAACAUCGAGUCUAUCAUGAACGAUGUAGAUGUGUCAUCUAUGCUCAAGAGGGAGGAGCUUGAGGAGCUUGUCAAGCCUCUUCUGGACCGUGCUACUGCCCCUCUGGAGCAAGCGCUUAAGGAUGCUGGCUUGAACCCAGAAGAUAUUGAUGCCAUCGAACUUGUCGGUGGUUGUACUCGUGUCCCCUCACUAAAGGAGAGAAUUUCUGCUUUCUUCAACAAGCCCCUCUCAUUCACUCUUAACCAGGAUGAGGCCGUUGCCCGUGGUUGUGCCUUUGCGUGUGCCAUUCUGUCGCCCGUCUUCAAAGUCAGGGACUUCUCUGUCCACGACAUUGUUUCUUACCCUAUCGAGUUCACAUGGGAGCAAUCCCCUGAGAUUCCUGAUGAGGACACCAGCUUGACCGUUUUCAACAAGAAUAAUGCUGUCCCCUCAACCAAGAUCCUUACUUUCUACCGUAAGGAGCCAUUUGACCUUGAGGCAAGGUACGCCGAGCCUGACAAGCUUCCCGGAAUAAUCUCACCUUGGAUCGGGAAGUUCUCCAUCAAGGGAGUCAAACCAGACCCCAAGGACGACUUCAUGAUUUGCAAGUUGAAGGCCAGAGUUAACCUUCACGGAGUUUUGAAUGUCGAGAGCGGCUACUAUGUCGAGGAGGUUGAAGUGGAAGAAGAUCCCAUGGAGACCGACGAGGCUGCCGCUGAUAAACCCAAGGAGAAGGUUAAGAAGCAGGUCAAGAAGGGCGAGCUGCCAGUCAUCAGCGUCACUGCCUCACUUGAUCCAGAAAUGAAGAGCAUUCUUAAUGAACGUGAAUCUGAGAUGGUCACCCAAGACAAGCUUGUUGCCGACACCGAGGACCGUAAGAACGCCUUGGAGGAGUACAUUUACGAGACGCGUGGAAAGCUCGAUGAUCUUUAUGCUCCAUUUGCCACCGAGGAAGAGAAGAAUAAGAUUAGAAACAUCAUGGACAACGCCGAGGAUUGGUUGUACAACGAGGGUGAGGAUGCCACUAAGAGUGUCUACAUUGCGAAGAUCGAGGAGCUUCGCUCCGCUGUAGGCCCCAUCGCCCAGAGGUACUUUGACAAGGAAGAGGAGAAGCGCUCACUGGAGCGAGCAAAGCGCGAUGAGGCCGAAGCCAUGAGGAAAGCUCAAGAGGAAAUGGCUAAAAGAAACAGCGAGAACAAGGACGCCGAGAUGAAGGAUCCAGAUGGUCAACACCAGCCACAGGUGGAUGACGUCCAGGAUAGAAUGGAUACGGAUAGGGCUUAG